This is a messenger RNA of Asparagus officinalis (garden asparagus), 959 nucleotides long. Its product is annotated as dynein light chain 1, cytoplasmic. Bases 235 to 696 code for a protein of 153 amino acids. Lineage: Eukaryota; Viridiplantae; Streptophyta; Magnoliopsida; Asparagales; Asparagaceae. Gene Ontology annotation, molecular function: dynein light intermediate chain binding; dynein intermediate chain binding. The record is from RefSeq and is a predicted model, not a curated record. The transcript is spliced from 2 exons. Gene Ontology annotation, biological process: microtubule-based process. Gene Ontology annotation, cellular component: dynein complex.
AAUAAAUAAUCCAAAAACACCGUCCUUUUAUGCAAAAACGUGCCCGGUACCUUGUCUCCCCUCUCUCCUCCGCUCUCCCCAUCCCCAGUCCGCACGACUUCACCACCAAACAAAGUACCAUUCAAACCCUAGCAUUUUUUUUCUCUCUCUCUCUCUCUCAAAGAAAUCAAAACCCUAGCCCCUUCCUUCGUUCUCUCUCUAGCUGAUGCCACGUCACCACGACCGGCGGAGAAGAUGAGGGAGAAGAAGUCGGCGAUGGACGCGGCGUCGGACGAGCUCGAGAGGCGGAGCAGGCACCUGAGCUCUCUGAUCCAGAGGACGAAGCUCAAGAGCGAAGAAGAGGAGAAGGAGAAGGGGAAGGAGGAGGAGGAGGAGGAGGAGGUUAAGGAGGAGGGAGAUCCGCAGGAGCAGCGGAACGUGAAGGUGAGGGCGGCGGACAUGUCGCUGGCGAUGCAGAGGAAGGCGUUCCGGUGCGCUCGUGAGGUGAUGAAGGAGAUGACUAAGCUUGAUAGCAAAAAGCUUGCUCUUGCUCUCAAAAAGGAAUUUGAUUCGUCAUAUGGCCCAGCAUGGCAUUGCAUUGUAGGAACAAGCUUUGGUUCGUACGUCACACAUUCCUUGGGAGGCUUCCUCUACUUCUCUAUCGACAAAGUCUACGUUCUCCUAUUUCGAACAGCGGUGGAGCCGUUACGUCACUGAUAAUUAGAGAGCUUCUCUUCAAGCAUUAUUGUUGUACGUGAAUAUAGAUGUGCUUGAAAACUAGCCAACUUAUUACAGAUAUGAGGACAACUAUAUGUAAAAAAUUGACGCACCCUCCAAUUAUGAAUCAAUUUUGUUUUUAUUAAACAACAGAGCUGGUGGCGGUUCUGUUACGCCGAACACGUGCUAGAAAUAGCUGGCUACCUGUUAUUGAAUAUUGGAUUUACGAGAAGCAGUACCUGUUCUGAUUAUAUUUUGAUUUC